Coprinopsis cinerea okayama7#130 is the source of this 4569-nucleotide messenger RNA. RefSeq names its product aminoadipate-semialdehyde dehydrogenase. The coding region runs from base 1 to 4569 and encodes 1522 amino acids. Gene Ontology annotation, molecular function: L-aminoadipate-semialdehyde dehydrogenase [NAD(P)+] activity; phosphopantetheine binding. Lineage: Eukaryota; Fungi; Basidiomycota; Agaricomycetes; Agaricales; Psathyrellaceae. Gene Ontology annotation, biological process: L-lysine biosynthetic process. The record is from RefSeq and is a predicted model, not a curated record. The transcript is spliced from 4 exons.
AUGGCCGACAACGCACGCCUGGAGCGCGUCGUCAGCCGUCUCCAAAACUUGCCAGCGCUCUCGCUGCCCACCGACUAUCCGCGACCAUCGGGAACCAGCAAGCUCGUCGAGGCCGCUCAUUCAGCUCAACUCUCCGAACAGACUUCGCUCAGUCUCUUGAAGCUUGCUUUGUUCAACGAAAGCGAUGAAGACGACCUUGACGAUGAAGAGGAGCAUGAAGAGCGAAGGCCAUCAGCCUUCCACCUGCUUCUGUCGGCGUUCACCGUUCUCCUGCAUCGAUAUACCGGCGACAACGACAUCGUCAUUGGAUCCUCAUCUGCAAGCAUGGGCAGGGAACCCCUCGUCUUGCGACUGAGCAUCGACCCGUCAGACCCGUUCUGGGCCGUUGUUCGACGGGUGCAGCAGGUCGAGAAGGAAGCUGAAGACAACGCCGUUCCGUUCGAGGAAAUCAAGCGCGAACUCAACAAGGGCCAGCCCCUCGAGUCACCCAUCUUCAGGGUCAGGUUCUUCGACGAAACUUCAAGUGAAGGCAAAGACGACUUCAUCCGUUCGACUUCACUCAGUUCGGAUCUGACCAUCUUCGUUACUCGACCCCCGGCUACGACCCGAGAAUCCAUCGCCCCCAACAUUUCGCUCAAGAUCUUGUACAACUCGCUGUUGUUCACUUCUGCCAGAAUUGGAUUUAUUGUGGACCAAUUGUCAGUCUUGCUUCGCAAGGUUGCCUCCAACCCGCUUGCCCAGAUUGGUUCGGUACCCCUUUUGACGCCCAAGCAAAAGGCUGCUCUUCCUGACCCCACGGCUGAUUUGGAUUGGUGCGGAUGGAAGGGCGCCAUCACCGAUAUCUUUUCUCACAACGCUCGCCAAUUCCCUGAACGACCCUGCGUCUUCCAGUCCCUUGACGACGGUUCAAAGGUCGUCUACACCUACGGCGCCAUCCUCAAGGCAUCCAACGUGCUCGCACAUCACCUUUUGCGUCAUGGAGUCCAACGCGAAGAAGUCGUCAUGGUCUACGCUCAUCGCUCUGUCGAUUUGGUUGUAGCAGUGAUGGCUGUGCUCAAGGCCGGUGCCACCUUCUCCGUCAUCGACCCCGCCUACCCUCCAUCGCGUCAAAUCAUCUACCUCCGCGUCGCCCAACCCCGAGGUUUGAUUGUCCUCAAGGGAGCUGGAACUAUCAACCCCAGCGUACGCCAAUUCCUCAACGAGGAGUUGAGCAUCCGUGUAGAGGUUCCAGGUCUCGAAGUCUCCCCUGAUGGAUCCCUGGCGGGAGGACACAACGAUGAGUUGGCGUCCCAAGCCAACCUUGGUGACACCGAUCCCAAUGUCGUUUUGGGUCCUGACAGCGUUGGUACCCUCUCUUUCACCAGUGGAAGCACAGGUAUUCCCAAGGGAGUACGAGGUCGUCACUACAGUUUGACUCAUUUCUUCCCUUGGAUGGGAGAACGCUUCGGGUUGAACUCGUCUUCCAAGUUUACAAUGUUGAGCGGAAUUGCGCACGACCCUAUUCAACGUGACAUGUUCACGCCCCUCUUCUUCGGAGCUGAGCUGCAUGUUCCUACCGCUGAAGAUAUCGGUACUCCUGGUCGUCUCGCCACCUGGAUGGCCAACUCUAGCAUUACCGUCACUCAUCUCACCCCUGCCAUGGGUCAGCUCCUCAGUGCUCAAGCUACGACCCCCAUUCCCUCGCUCCUUUCCGCCUUCUUUGUCGGUGACGUCCUCACCAAGCGAGACUGCCUCCGUCUACAAUCACUGGCCGCCAAUGUCCAGAUCAUUAACAUGUACGGCACUACCGAAACCCAACGUGCCGUCUCCUACUUCGCCAUCCCCAGCGUCAACUCGGACUCCACCUUCCUCAAGACCCAAAAGGACAUCAUGCCCGCGGGUCAGGGUAUGAUCGACGUCCAACUCCUUGUUGUGAACAGGAACGACAGAAAUGUCCCCUGUGCCAUUGGUGAAGUUGGUGAAAUCUACGUCAGAUCCGGUGGUCUGGCCGAGGGUUACCUCGACGAGGAAGCCUCCAAGGAGAAGUUCGUCGAGAACUGGUUCGCAGCCAAGACCCCCAUCGAACGCCGCGAUACCAUCCUCCACCCAACACACUGCAGCCUGCCUGGUCCCGAAGCCCGCCACUGGAAGGGCAUCCGCGAUCGCAUGUACCGCUCCGGUGACCUUGGACGAUACCGCCCUGACGGAACCGUCGAGUGCACUGGACGAGCUGACGACCAGAUCAAGAUUCGUGGAUUCCGAAUCGAGUUGGGUGAGAUUGACACUCACUUGAGCCAACACCCGUAUGUUCGGGAGAACGUCACCCUCGUGCGACGUGACAAGGACGAGGAGAAGAUUUUGGUCAGCUACUUCGUUCCUCACGAUACCGACGACGUCAAGGCCUAUUGGAGUGACAUUGCCUCGGCACCUAGCGAGGCGGAGGAUGGUGAUAAGAGCAAGAGGGAAGUUGUCAAGGGUAUCAGACGGUACAGGAAGUUGAUCAGGCACAUUCGGGAGUAUCUCAAGGGCAAGCUUCCUAGCUACAGCGUCCCGACAUUGUUUGUCCCGCUCAAGCGCAUGCCUCUGAACCCCAACGGCAAGAUCGACAAGCCAGCUCUUCCUUUCCCCGAUACCGCCCAGCUUUCCAUGAUCAACAAUCCCAACCUCCCCAUUUCCGCCGCUGCAAACCCCAUGAGCCCAACUACACCUCUCCCGCUCUCUUCUAUUCACCCCGGGAUCACCCCUACCGAGACCCAGCUCCUCCAGGUCUGGUCUACCCUCCUCCCAGGCUCGCCUGCACCCGCCUCCAUCCCUCUCGACGAAAGCUUCUUCGACCUCGGUGGCCACUCCAUCCUCGCCACUCGCCUUAUCUUCGAGCUCCGCAAGAUGUUUGUCGUGAACGUCCCACUCGGAUUGAUUUUCGACGAGCCCACCAUCCGGGGACUCGCCAAGGCCCUCGACAAGCUCCGCAAGGCAGAGGACGACUUGGGCUUGGUCAUCGACGGCGACAAGAGCGGAUCUGCCACACCCACGAAGACCGAAGGUGCUGACAAGACCUGCCCGGUCACUGGUGCUGCCAAGAAGGAGAUCGACUAUGCUGAGGACUACGAGGUGCUUCUUAAGCAGCUCGACGAGACUUAUCCUUCAGCCAAGCCCGAAGGAAAGCUCACCGUGUUCUUGACUGGCGCUACUGGUUUCCUUGGUGCUUUCGUCUUGCACAAGCUGCUUUCUCUCAAGGAUACCUCGCAUGCAGACUCCUUCAAGGUCAAGAAGGUAAUUUGUCUCGUCAGGGCUUCCAACCUCGAGAAGGGUAUUCAGAGGCUGAGGGAUGGAUUGAGCGAUAAAGGUCUGUGGGAUGAGAACUGGCUGGCUGAGAAGCGAGUUGAAGUGAUCCUUGGUGAUUUGGCUGGCGGUGACAGGUUGGGUGCCACCGAAGAAGAGUGGAAGAGAAUGGAGCAGGAGGUUGAUGUUAUUCUGCAUAAUGGUGCUUUGGUUCACUGGGUGUAUCCAUACGAGAAGCUGCGUGCUGCCAACGUUAUUUCGACGCUGGCCCUCGUCAAGUUGGCCUCGACUCCCAACAAGCCCAAGCAAUAUGUCUUUGUUUCGUCGACAUCAGCAGUCGAUACCGAGCAUUAUGUCCAUCUUUCCGACGAGCUUCUCGCGUCCCGACUGGCUGCUGCUGAUGCGGCUCCUGAAUCCGGUUCGGGCGCUGACAUCUCCAGAGGAGUUCCUGAAGCGGACGACCUCGAGGGUUCGCGACAUGACCUCAAGACUGGAUACGGCCAAUCCAAGUGGGUGUCCGAGAAGCUCUUGUUCGAAGCUGGUCGACGCGGAUUGCGCGGACACAUCGUUCGACCUGGCUAUGUCGUUGGUGACUCCACGACUGCCGUGACCAACACCGACGACUUCCUAUGGCGCAUGGUUAAGGGAUGUGUGCAGUUGGGCUUGGUACCCGAUAUGAACAACACCGUCAACAUGGUCCCCGUCGACCACGUCGCCUUGUGCACCGCCCUAGCCGGUGUCUACCCUCUUGAAAACGCUUCAGGUGUCUCCACCGAAGCAUCCUCGACGGUGUCCGCACCAACCUCCAACCUCUCCGUCUUGCACAUCACCGCCAAACCCCUCCCCACCUUCAACGCGAUGCUCUCCUCGCUGCCCAAGUACGGCUUCAAAGUCGAAACCUGCGACUACGUCACCUGGCGCCGCAAGCUCGAGUUGCAUGUUAUGGAGGCUCGCACAAGUGGAGAUCCAGCACAGGAGGAAGAGACGAACGCUUUGUUCCCCCUUCUUCACUUUGUCUUGGACGACCUCCCUACGAGCACCAAGGCACCCGAGUUGGACGAUAGGAAUAAGGUUGCGCUUGUGCAGCAGUACCUCGAUGCGUCGGGCGUGGCUGGAAGCACGGAUUCAACUGUGGAUGAGGAGUUGCUUGGCUUGUACCUUGCCUGGCUUGUCAAGGCUGGAUUCUUGCCUGGGCCUACCGUUGCGCCCGCGACUGCUAUCGAGGGCACGGAGGGUGGGGUUGUCAAGGCUUUGCCCGAGCUUGCUGACAGUGUCGUUGUUAAGGCUUCUGGGAGGAGUGGCGCUUAG